Salvia hispanica is the source of this 2775-nucleotide messenger RNA. RefSeq lists its product as uncharacterized. Gene Ontology annotation, biological process: RNA methylation. Lineage: Eukaryota; Viridiplantae; Streptophyta; Magnoliopsida; Lamiales; Lamiaceae. Gene Ontology annotation, molecular function: RNA binding; tRNA (cytidine-N5)-methyltransferase activity. The record is from RefSeq and is a predicted model, not a curated record.
CAUUCAAAAGCAGCAGCAGCUGCGCCACAUUUCCAACUACUGAAACUGAACACAGAAUUCAAGCAAUCCAAUUCAAUAUUAUGGGAGGAAGGGGAAGAUCUCGCACUCAGCGAAAGCACUUCAGCCAGAACAGAGAGAACGUCUGGAAGCGCUCCAAAUCCGACGCUUCUGCUACUGAUACACCCGCUGACAACAACAACAACAAUGCCGGCAAAUCACACUGGGAGCCCUUCAAGACGCAGAACCCCGCUUUCGACGAGUAUUACAAAGAGCAAGGAAUUGUGUCAUCUGAAGAGUGGGAUACCUUCAAUAAAUUUCUUAGGACGCCGCUGCCUGCUGCUUUCAGAAUUAAUUCCAGUUGCCAGUUUUAUAAGGAUAUUCUGUUCCGGUUGGAGAAUGACUUCAUGAAAUCCCUUCCGGCAGAGGAUACUGAUGGAAAUGCAGUGAAUGCAAUAGAGGUAUUGCCAUGGUACCCUGAUCAUCUUGCUUGGCAGUCAUAUUAUUCUCGAAACCAGUUGCGAAAAAAUCAAGCCCUUGAGCAGUUUCAUGAGUUUCUGAAGCUAGAAAAUGAGAUUGGAAAUAUAACGAGACAGGAGGCUGUGAGCAUGGUUCCUCCUCUGUUCCUUGAUGUACGUCCAGAUCAUUUUGUUCUUGACAUGUGUGCGGCACCAGGGUCAAAAACAUUUCAGUUGCUUGAGAUGAUAUACAAGUUGACUGAACCUGGAACUCUCCCCACUGGAAUGAUCAUAGCAAAUGAUUUGGAUGUUCAAAGAUGUAAUCUUCUUAUUCACCAAACAAAAAGAAUGUGUACUGCAAACUUGAUUGUCACAAAUCAUGAAGCACAAAACUUCCCAAGCUGCCAUUUGCACAAGAAUGGUGAAAACAUUAAUGGACCUGCUCUUCGUCAGCUUCAGUUUGAUCGUGUCUUGUGUGAUGUCCCUUGUAGCGGUGAUGGAACUUUACGCAAGGCUCCUGAUAUGUGGAAGAAGUGGAAUGCAGGGAUGGGUAAUGGUCUCUUUGGCCUACAAGUUCAGAUUGCAAUGCGAGGUCUAGCACUGCUCAAAGUUGGUGGACGGAUGGUGUAUUCCACCUGCUCAAUGAACCCAGUGGAGAAUGAGGCUGUAGUUGCUGAGCUUUUGCGGCGAUGUAAAGGAACAGUCGAGCUUCUAGAUGUAUCCACUGAGCUUCCCCAGCUUGCUCGAAGGCCUGGUAUUAAGACAUGGAAGGUUCGUGAUAAAGGACUAUGGUUAACAUCAUAUAAAGAUGUUCGUAGAAAUCGCCAAGCUGCUGCAACUCCGGGCAUGUUUCCUUCUGGAAAGCUGUAUGAUGAGAUAUCAGAACCAGAUCAGGAGACAGCCAACGGACAAACUUGUGAGAAUAGUAAUGGUACUGAUGAAAAUGGUGGAGAGUUGAUUGAUAAUUCAGUGGCUCCUACAAGCAAUGUGGAGGCAGAAGUUUCAGAUUUACCUUUAGAACGCUGUAUGAGGAUAGUACCACAUGAUCAAAAUUCCGGGGCUUUCUUUAUUGCUGUUUUCCAAAAGCUUUUGCCCCUGCCUGCCCCUACGCCUGUUCAGAGGAAGGGUACAAAAGGUGAAACUCAGAAGCAACUGAAUGAGGUGAAAGAGGACAAAAAUGGGGAUGAUAUUGAUGCAAGUAGUGAGAUGGAUGUUAAAAUGUCUGAAGCAGCUCCUGCUGCCAGUUUAGUUGAUACUGGAAUUUGUGAAAUCCCUUCAGAUGCUGACCAGAAUAAGAAUUUGGUUGAAACUGGAACUCUUGAAAUCCCUUCGGAUGCUGACCAGAAAAAGAUAAAUGAGCAAGAAGAGAAAGAGGAGAACAAGGCUUCUUCUGAUGACAAGGCGGAUGCCAAAACUGUUCCAGACAAAAAAAGGAAGCUUCAAAUGCAGGGGAGAUGGAGAGGAGUAGACCCUGUUAUUUUCUACAAGGAUGAAACUGUUGUGAGCAAAAUAAUGGACUUUUAUGGAAUAAAGGAAUCCUUCCCAAUCAAAGGCCAUCUUAUUUCAAGAAACGAAGACACGAGUCAUGUGAAGAGAAUUUAUUACGUAUCAAAUUCUGUGAAGGAAGCUCUUGAGUUGAACCUUCUCGGCGGCCAGCAGCUUAAGAUAGCUGCAGUGGGACUUAAGAUGUUUGAACGCCAAACUUCAAAGGAGGGAACAUCUGCACCCUGUUUAUUCCGUAUCUCAUCUGAAGGAUUGCCGCUGAUUCUUCCACACAUAACAAAGCAAAUACUAUAUGCUUCUCCGAUAGAUUUCAAGCACCUCUUGCAGUACAAAAGCAUUAAAUUUCCAGACUUUGUUGAACCUUCAUUAAGAGAGAAGGCCUCAGAGCUAAUUCUGGGUUGUUGUGUGGUUAUUCUGCGUGCAGAAGGGUGGGUCCAAUCAGGUUCAGGGGAAGAUGCUAUGCCUAUCGCGAUUGGGUGUUGGAGAGGUAGAACUAAUGUGUCUGUAAUGGUGAAUGCAAAUGACUGCCAGGAACUGCUUGAACGGGUCUCAGCGCUCCGCUCAGACGAGGCUUCGGAGCCAGUCGCUGAUGCAGUUCCUAUCAAAGAAUCGACUGAUGAUGUUACUAUCCCAGAAGCCAACGGUUCUGAUAGCUCAGUGAUGGCACCGGAAACUUCAUGAUUAAGCCAACCAUUUUUGGAGAUGUGGUGAUUAAUAUUUAGUCAAGAUUUUGGAGAUUGUAAUCUAAAUAUUAUAACUAAAACAAAGUUGUGGAUUAAAAUUUCUCCGCCUAUCAACGUAUUUUUUUCACUCACAA